Messenger RNA from Musa acuminata subsp. malaccensis (wild Malaysian banana), 1710 nucleotides. RefSeq names its product protein SUPPRESSOR OF GENE SILENCING 3 homolog. NCBI's taxonomy places the organism in Eukaryota, Viridiplantae, Streptophyta, Magnoliopsida, Zingiberales, Musaceae. The record is from RefSeq and is a predicted model, not a curated record. Gene Ontology annotation, biological process: regulatory ncRNA-mediated gene silencing; defense response to virus.
GGAACCUUGGGGUUCUUCAAUUUCUUCACCAAAUGCUGGUUGGUCUUGUGGAAACAACAGUCUCCAAAACAAUAAGAAUCGGCCUCUUGGCAGAGGAAAUUCUAAGCAGAAACCACGGCACAUGGCUUCAGCUCCGGUUAUACCUCCGCCUCUGCCACAUGGCUGGCAGUGUGCAACAAGGUUUGGACCAUCUAGUUCUCGAUCGAAGGUAGAAGAAGACUGUCAUGUUGAGGUUGCUGAUGCGAAGGAGGAGGAGGAGGAAAUAGUCGAUGACAGCGAUGAUGAUCUCACUAGCUAUUAUGAUACUGAUGCAAGUCAAAGGGGCCACGAGACCCGAAGGAAGAACAAAUGGCUGCAGAAAUUUUUCGGAGAGAUGGAUGAUCUGACGGCCGAAGAAAUUAGUGACCCAACCGGAGAAUGGCAGUGUCCUGCAUGCCACGGUGUUCCUGGUGCCAUCCGCCGUUACAAGGGCCUGCAGCGUCUUGUGAGCCAUGCAAAGACACAGAAGAAGGCCCGACUAAAGCUUCAUGGAGAGUUUGCUUCAAUGUUGGAAGAAAACCUUGGCCGUAGAGGAGCUUCUGCCGCACCUGCCGGUAAAGUGUUUGGCAAAUGGCAGGGGCCGAAGAACAUGACGACCGAUCAUGAGAUAGUCUGGCCUCCAGCGGUGAUUGUCAUGAACACCCGACUCGAUCAUGAUGAGAACGAAAAGUGGAUUGGGAUGGGAAACCAAGAGCUCCGCGACUGUUUCAGCUCAUAUGAUGUAGUGAAGGUCCGCCAUUCCUAUGGCCCUAAUGGGCACCGUGGGAUGAGCGUUUUGAUCUUCGAAGCCACUGCGACGGGCUACUUGGAGGCCGAGCGGCUGCACAAGCAUUUUGCAGAGCAGGGAACCGAUAGGGAUGCAUGGGCACACCCUUGCCGGAGGCUGUUUUGUGCAGGUGGUAAGCGGCAGCUUUAUGGUUACUUGGCCCGGAAAGAAGACAUGGAUUCCUUCAACCGCCACCGUCAUGGUAGAUCUCGUCUGAAGUAUGAGAUGAGAUCAUAUCAGGAGAAGGUUGUGAUCCCGACGGAGCAAAUGCGUGAGGACGCUAAGCAACUCCCCAGGCUCGAGAAGAAGGUCAUGAGGCGAGAGCGACAGUACCAGACCCUCGAACAAACCCUCGAUGACAUAACCCAGCUAUUGCAUCAGGUCAUGGAAGAAAACAGCGCUGUGAAGCUUAGGGCCAAGCUCCAGCAUGAAGAACACAAAGCACAGAUGGACAACCAAGAGAGAUUUCUCAAGGAACAAAUGGACAAAAUUCACAAGAUGACUAAAGAGAAAGAGAGGAAUUUUGAGAAGCAGCUGCCGAAGGAGCGUGCAAAGGCAAAAGAUUCGGAUCAGAGGCUCAGGAACGAAGAGAUCGAAAGGUUCAUCAAUAGCCAAGUUAAAGAGGUGGAGAAAUUUGAGGCAGACAGAGAGAAGCUGAAGCAUGCACAUGAGCAGAAGAAGUUGGAACUGAAGAAGAGACGUCAAGCAGAGAAAGUCGAGCUGGCGAAGGAGUUGGAUGCUGCGCUGACAAAGUUGAUGGAGAAAUACACUCCUGCCGGUUUCCAUGCCUCCUCCACCAGUAGCUCUUAGAGGUUUUAGGAGAAGAGGAAUCGUGUACAGAAUCUUUCUUUCAUUUGGUAAAGACAUAAACAUGAGAGAGUCCAUUUGAUCUGUGUAUUACUAAA